Messenger RNA from Alosa alosa (allis shad), 1495 nucleotides. RefSeq names its product zona pellucida glycoprotein 2, like 2 (gene zp2l2). The coding region runs from base 1 to 1461 and encodes 486 amino acids. Gene Ontology annotation, molecular function: structural constituent of egg coat; acrosin binding. The transcript is spliced from 9 exons. The record is from RefSeq and is a predicted model, not a curated record. Gene Ontology annotation, cellular component: egg coat. Gene Ontology annotation, biological process: prevention of polyspermy; binding of sperm to zona pellucida. Lineage: Eukaryota; Metazoa; Chordata; Actinopteri; Clupeiformes; Clupeidae.
AUGCUGCAAAGACAAAGCUUGAGCGUGAUCGAGACGCUAGUAGUAUAUCUCAGUUUGUGCUAUGCCCAGCAAUGGCAAAACAUCCCACAAGGACAGUUAAUCCAAAGACGACCAGUUCACAAGCAACGAGAAUCUGCCCAGAAUCCACAACUGCAAACACCCCGGCAGGAAAGGAAGCCGUCACGUACUGAGGAGACUCCUACUAAAACUCUCUCUGCUCCUUCUCAGCGGUGUCAGGUGGAAGAAUUAGACCGGAUUCCAUGCGGGGAGCCAGAUGUAACUGACGCUGAGUGUGAAGCCAUCAACUGCUGUUUUGAUGGACGCCAGUGCUUUUAUGGCUUGACAGUGACCCUGCAGUGUACCCGCGACGGUCAGUUUGUAGUUGUGGUUGCCAGGGAUGCCACUCAACCGCCCCUCAGUCUGGAUUCCAUCAGCCUGGGCGAGGCUUCCUGCGGGCCUGUUGACACCACAUCAGCCUUUGCUAUCUACCAGUUUCCUCUUAACAGCUGUGGCACUACCAUGAAGGAGGAGGAUGACUACAUUGUGUAUGAAAAUAUCAUGUCCUCUGCCUAUGAAGUGGGGAUUGGGCCUCGUGGCUCAAUCACAAGAGACAGUUCCUUUGAGUUGUCAUUCCAGUGUCGCUACUCUAGCAGUGCUGUGAAAGCUAUUGUGAUUGAAGUCAAUGCACUCCCUCCGCCUCCACCCAUAUCCCAGGAUGGACCCAUACGAGUUGAACUCAGGCUGGCUAACGGUGUUUGCGCAACUAAAGGAUGCACAGAUGAGGAUGUGUACAGUUCAUACUACACGGAGGAAGAGUACCCGGUGACUAAAGUUCUGCGAGAGCCUGUCCAUGUCGAGGUGCGCAUCCUAGAGCGGACCGAUCCCGAUAUCGUUCUUCUUCUGGACCACUGCUGGGCCACCUCAUCCCCAGACUCCCUUAACCUUCCACAGUGGGACCUCCUGUUUGAUGGGUGUCCAUAUGCAGAGGACCGCUACCUGACCACAGUGGUACCUGUUGAUGUCUCCUCUGGGCUUCCGUACCCCACCCAUCACAAGCGCUUUGUUGUCAAGAUGUUCACCUUUGUGGAGCAGGAGUCCCUCCUUCCCUUGCAGGAGAUGGUCUUCAUUCACUGUAGCACUUCUGUCUGCUACUCCUCUAAUGGGCACUCCUGUCAGCAGUCAUGCAACCGGAAACGAAGAGCACUUCACACCGCAAAGGAUUCUCCCGACCAAGUCGUCUCCAGCGGUCAGGUAAUCAUAAUCGAAGACUGGCCGGCGUUUUUCAACAUGAGCCAGUUGAAUGGGCCAGUUUCCAGCAGGAGUGAAGGAGUAUCAGAUGUGUCUUGCCCCAUCAGCUAUGCAUUUCUGGGUGUGAUCGCCAUGUCAAUCUGUGGACUCGGUGGCCUGGUGGCAGUGUUCCUCUCGAGGAGGAAGUCACGGCUGCAAACUGUAAGAGUGUGAUCGCAUACAGAAUAAUAAAGGACCCCACAACAAC